Messenger RNA from Puma concolor (puma), 1836 nucleotides. It is a transcript of the gene NR1D1, whose product is annotated as nuclear receptor subfamily 1 group D member 1. Lineage: Eukaryota; Metazoa; Chordata; Mammalia; Carnivora; Felidae. Gene Ontology annotation, molecular function: nuclear receptor activity; zinc ion binding; RNA polymerase II cis-regulatory region sequence-specific DNA binding. The record is from RefSeq and is a predicted model, not a curated record. Gene Ontology annotation, biological process: response to leptin; negative regulation of transcription by RNA polymerase II; cell differentiation.
AUGACGACCCUGGACUCCAACAAUAACACAGGUGGUGUCAUCACCUACAUUGGCUCCAGCGGCUCUUCCCCAAGCCGUACCAGCCCUGAGUCUCUCUACAGUGACAGCUCAAAUGGCAGCUUCCAGUCCCUGAGUCAAGGCUGCCCUGCCUACUUCCCACCAUCACCCACUGGAUCCCUCACUCAGGACCCAGCUCGCUCCUUUGGGAGCAUUCCACCCAACUUGAGUGAUGAUGGCUCCCCUUCUUCAUCUUCCUCCUCCUCCUCCUCCUCCUUCUAUAAUGGGAGCCCCUCAGGGGGUCUACAAGUGGCCCUGGAAGAUAGCAGCCGAGUGUCCCCCAGCAAGAGCACCAGCAACAUCACCAAGCUGAAUGGCAUGGUGUUACUGUGUAAAGUGUGUGGGGACGUUGCCUCGGGCUUCCACUAUGGCGUGCAUGCCUGUGAGGGCUGCAAGGGCUUUUUCCGUCGGAGUAUCCAGCAGAACAUCCAGUACAAAAGGUGUCUGAAAAAUGAAAACUGCUCCAUCGUCCGCAUCAAUCGCAACCGCUGCCAGCAGUGUCGCUUCAAGAAGUGUCUCUCCGUGGGCAUGUCUCGAGAUGCUGUGCGUUUUGGGCGCAUCCCCAAACGAGAGAAGCAGCGGAUGCUUGCCGAGAUGCAGAGCGCCAUGAACCUGGCCAACAACCAGUUGAGCAGCCAGUGCCCGUUGGAGACCUCACCCACCCAGCAUCCGACUCCAGGCCCCAUGGGCCCCUCACCACCUCCCGCUCCGGCCCCCUCACCCCUGGUGGGCUUCUCCCAAUUCCCACAACAGCUGACACCUCCCCGAUCCCCAAGUCCUGAGCCCACAGUGGAGGAUGUGAUAUCCCAGGUGGCCCGGGCCCACCGAGAAAUCUUCACCUAUGCCCAUGACAAGCUGGGCACCUCACCUGGCAACUUCAAUGCCAACCAUGCAUCGGGCAGCCCUCCAGCCACCACUCCUCAUUGCUGGGAAAGUCAGGGCUGCCCGCCUGUCCCCAAUGACAACGUUAUGGCUGCCCAGCGUCAUAAUGAGGCCCUGAAUGGUUUACGCCAGGCUUCCUCCUCUUACCUUCCCGCCUGGCCCCCUGGCCCUGCCCACCACAGCUGCCAGCAGCCCAACAGCAACGGGCACCGUCUAUGCCCCACCCAUGUGUACCCAGCCCCAGAAGGCGAAGCACCUGCCAACAGUCCACGGCAGGGCAACUCCAAGAAUGUUCUGCUGGCAUGUCCCAUGAACAUGUACCCCCACGGACGCAGUGGGAGAACCGUGCAAGAGAUCUGGGAGGAUUUCUCCAUGAGCUUCACACCUGCUGUGCGGGAGGUGGUAGAGUUUGCCAAGCACAUCCCCGGCUUUCGUGAUCUUUCUCAGCACGACCAGGUCACCUUGCUUAAGGCGGGAACCUUUGAGGUGCUGAUGGUGCGCUUUGCAUCGCUGUUCAACGUGAAGGACCAGACAGUGAUGUUCCUGAGCCGCACCACUUACAGCCUGCAGGAACUUGGAGCCAUGGGCAUGGGGGACCUGCUCAAUGCCAUGUUUGACUUUAGUGAGAAGCUCAACUCCCUGGCGCUUACCGAGGAGGAGCUGGGCCUCUUCACCGCGGUGGUGCUUGUCUCUGCAGACCGCUCGGGCAUGGAGAAUUCCGCUUCGGUGGAGCAGCUCCAGGAGACGCUGCUGCGGGCUCUUCGGGCUCUGGUGCUGAAGAACCGGCCCUCGGAGACUUCCCGCUUCACCAAGCUGCUGCUCAAGCUGCCGGACCUGCGGACCCUGAACAACAUGCAUUCCGAGAAGCUGCUGUCCUUCCGGGUGGACGCCCAGUGA